CAUCCAUUGGCAUGAAAUUGAAGCAGCAAGGUGUUUUUCCCACUCAAUAAGCUCUGCGCCGGCGGGAUUGAACCUCCCAGAACCAAUUAUCGCCAUAGCAAAGAGCUAGAAGAAAGAGAGGCGGAAGAAGGGGAAAAUGCUUGCCGGCACAAGAAAAGCUAAAGCUGAAGGAAAGUCGUGCGGAAAGAUAAGUAGAGAGGGUGAAGAGUUCCCAUUUAAAGUUUAAACUGUGGGAAUAAGAGACCAAAGGGCAAGCAAUAAUGAGCAUUAAUCACCACGUAUUGACAGAGCUCGAAAGACGAAAAGGCCUCGGACAACGCAUAAGGAAGGGAUACCACCGACAAAACCAAUCGAUUUUCGCGCCCGCCAGACACGCAAAAAAAAAAAAAAAAGAAAGGAAAAGAAGAAGUUAGAAGGAGGAGCCUCAGGAGCUUUACUACUCCUCGAGCCCUUCAAGCCGAAGAGCUCAAGAAGUGGGGGGCAAGUGAUGAGGAGAACGCCCUCGGUCCCAUAAUUACGCCAAGACGGAUACCCAAUGGCGGUCAGGAGAUACGUUUCCCAAUAGGGAGUUUAGUCUGUGAUCUUCUUGUUUAAAUCUAGAAGAUACAUGACAGACAAGUAUCGCCACGUCAAUCAGAUAGGCACUCAGUAAAGAAAUCUCCGAGGCCGUAGGAACAAGCUAACUCACCGAAGGUCACAGAGGCAACAGCUAUCCCGAACUCCUCGGAGACAGAUAUUAUUGCGAAAUCCUUAUCGGGAAAGUUCCGAAGAAGGCGGAGGGGAGAUCCCGAAGAUCCCUCCAUGAUCCCUAUCCCGAGAAAAGGUAAAAGAAAAAGGUGGGGGAUUCUUCUUAUCCUCUUCUGGAACAUAUAGUUUAAAAGAGACAAUUAAUCCUCGAUAGAGGGGGAGCUAACUUGAUCGUCGGAGAUCGACCGGGGGAACAAGUCCCCAUCUCCAUUGCAGGUACCUUCGGAGAGGCAAGAAGGGAGCGUGCGGCUACCUCUUCAUAAAAUUAACCAUCAAAUACUGAUACAAAAUCUGGGAACUGUUUUCUUUUAACUAAUGAGCACCCAACUCUCCUUAAAAUCAGACUGUUUAAAUUCCCACAAAAUUAGAGUGAUUGUUCUAUAUCAUCAAUAAUUCUAGCAAAAAUAUUAAUAUGAUUGUUCUAUAUCAUCAAUAAUUGUAUACUAAUAUGAUGAUUUUUUUUUUAUGUGCUUAAACCUAACUACUAGAACUAGAAGACAAACUACACAAGGCCCGUGUGUGAUUGUGAUGGAUCAUCAAAAAAUUCAAACCUGAAUAUGAAAACUUAAGCCAUGAGCAAAUUGCCAGAUGACCCAACUCAUUAAAGUGGGCAAGAGGCCACUGAAUUUGAGGAAAUUGGGGCAGAUAGAGCCUGCACUUUCUCACAAUCAUGCUUCAAGUUUCAACAUGCAGAAUCAUUGCUUCCCAGAUUUCUCCCUAUCCCAAACAGUCAAAAGAAACAUUAAUUUAGGCCAAGCAACAAUGGCGGAGAUUGCAAUCCAUUUAUUCCCGUGACUCGUCUUCAUCUCCAUUCUCUACUACUGUUAUAUAUGGUCCACCCACCAACCAAUGGAAAAUAAUGAUAAGAAUCAGAAGAGAAGAGAAGACAAGUGGAGGUAGCAGUAGCAGCAGAAACAGCAACAAAUGUUGAUCAGAAAGAAAAGGUUGAAUUGAAGAAGAACAUGAUGAACAAAAGCAAAACCCAACUUGGGCACUCACUUCCCGGCUGUAAAGUGCAGGGUUGACUCCAUUUUUCCUUCUCUGGCUCUGUUUUUGGAUCGUGACUCUGAUGGUAGAGCUGCCCUCUCUCUCUCUCUCUCUCUCUCUCUCUCUCUCUCGAGCUUCUUGCCUUCUUUAAUCAAUCUUUUCACGCCUUUUUUCUCGAUUAUGAGAACCCGCAACCACCAGUUGUUUUAAGUGUGCGCACAUAAAUUUAUUAGGUCCACGAGUUGCUCUGAGAGAUUUGAACCCUAAUAAUAGAAGAGACCAUUGUAGAGACCAUUCUAGGCCCUUCAGAGUUAUUGUCUCUCUUUUAAAGGUUUGCACAUCACUCUCUCUCUCUCUCUCACUUAUCCUGUCCUCGUUAUUUCUACCCAUCUCUCCUUAUUUAUGUUUCACACUGCUCCCCAGGGCUGCAGGUUCAGUUGGGUAUCUUCAGUCCUCUUGGGUCAAUUUCACAUCCCAUAGUCUCUGUUUCUCUAUCCUUACUAAUUCCUUAUUGGGUUCUUUCUAUGCAUGACUGCAUUUUUGUUAACUAAAAUACGCAAUCAUUACCCUAAUUUUGAUCCAUGACUUGUUUACUAUAUAGCUUUUGCACCUCUUGAGUGCUCAUCAACUUUGCCCUCUAUAACAAUCUUGCCAUGGAAACCUAGCAUCUAGGUUUUUUGUUUUCUUGCCCUCUUUUCAUCCCUUGGGAAAUGGCAAGGCAGAUGACUCAACACGUUCAGCAACAUCUCCAUUUGGUGCUGAUGGCUUGCUGCUUGUUUAUCGUCAAGGUUGAAUCUUUAAACCAGGAAGGGUUUGUUCUCUUGGAGUUCCAAAGAUCCCUUCUUGAUCCCCACAACAAUCUCCAAAGCUGGAACCCCUUUGAUUUAACUCCAUGCCAUUGGAGAGGUAUAGCUUGCACUGAUGAAUUCAAGGUAUUUUCUGUCAAUCUCAGUGGCUUAAACUUGUCUGGCAAUCUAUCUCCCUUCAUUUGUAAGAUCCCUUACUUGACUCUGUUCAACGUUUCAUCCAAUUUCAUUGCUGGCCCCAUUCCUAGUGAUCUUGCUUACUGCCAUAAUUUAGAGGUUUUAGACCUGUGCACUAACAGAUUCCAUGGGGAAUUACCAGCCCAAAUCUGCAAAAUUUCAACCCUAAGAAAGCUCUCUCUGUGUGAGAACUAUAUAUAUGGUGAAAUCCCAGAGGAGAUUGGGAAUUUAACUAUGCUUGAAGAGAUAGUAAUUUACAGUAACAACUUCACUGGAAUGCUCCCACUUUCACUUGGUAACUUGAAAUGGCUAAGGAUUAUAAGGGCCGGCCGAAACUUCUUCUCCGGUCCAAUCCCGGCAGAGAUCAGCAAAUGUGAGGGCUUGCAGGUACUGGGGUUGGCACAGAAUAGGUUAGAAGGUUCUUUCCCUGUAGAGCUUCAGAGGGUUAAGAAUCUCACUGACUUGAUACUUUGGCAAAACCUUCUCUCUGGCGAGAUUCCUCCUGAAAUUGGGAACUUCAGCAGCUUGGAACUGCUUGCUCUGCAUGAAAAUUCCUUUAGUGGAAGCCUCCCCAAGGAGAUUGGAAAAUUGACCCAGUUGAAGAAGUUGUACAUUUACACCAACCAGUUGAAUGGAACAAUUCCUAGGGAGUUAGGAGAUUGUUCAAGUGCGGUUGAGAUCGAUCUUUCUGAGAACAAUUUAAGUGGGUUCAUUCCACCAGAGUUGGGCCGGAUUCCUAACCUCCGCUUGCUCCAACUUUUUGAAAACCUCCUGCAGGGAAGCAUACCAAGAGAGCUUGGACAGUUACAGCAGCUGAGGAAGUUAGAUUUGUCGAUAAAUAAUUUGACGGGUAGAAUUCCCUUGGAGCUUCAGAACCUCACAUUCUUGGAGGAUUUACAACUCUUCGACAACCAUCUUGAGGGAACUAUUCCCCCUCUUAUUGGCGUUAACAGUAACCUCUCCAUUCUUGACAUGUCUGCCAAUCAUCUCACAGGUAGCAUACCUCCACAACUUUGCAAGUUCAGGAAACUGAAUUUUCUAAGCCUUGGCUCGAACCAGUUAUCUGGAAAUAUUCCUCAUGGUCUGCAAACGUGCAAGUCCCUUAUACAGCUAAUGUUAGGAGAUAAUCUGCUAACAGGGAGCCUCCCAAUUGAGUUUCCUAAACUUCACAACCUGUCUGCUCUCGAACUCUAUCGAAACAGAUUCUUGGGAGUGAUACUGCCCGAAUUAGGAGAGCUUAGGAAUUUGAAGAGGCUGCUCUUAUCUGACAACUACUUUGUGGGGAUUAUCCCGCCUGAGGUUGGAAAACUAGUACAGCUUGUCACAUUCAAUGUAUCUUCUAACCGGCUCACCGGGAGUAUUCCUCAUGAGUUAGGCAACUGUACAAAGCUCCAGAGGCUUGAUCUUAGCAGGAAUAAAUUCACUGGCUAUCUCCCAAAUGAGCUUGGCAACCUAGUGAAUCUGGAAUUGCUUAAGCUCUCUGAUAAUAGACUGAGUGGACCGAUACCAAGCACACUGGGGAGUCUAGCCAGGCUUACAGAAUUGCAGAUGGGAGGGAACUUUUUCUCUGGGUAUAUCCCUGUUGAGUUUGGUCAAUUUUUGUCUCUUCAAAUUGCCCUCAAUAUAAGCCACAAUGCUCUAUCCGGCACAAUUCCAGCCAAUCUUGGGAACUUGCAGAUGCUGGAAUCGCUAUAUUUAAACGACAAUCACCUUGGUGGUGAAAUUCCAGCUUCAAUUGGCGAGUUGAUCAGCCUGCUGGUCUGCAACCUAUCCAACAAUAACCUCGUUGGAGCAGUGCCAAACACCCCUGUUUUCAGAAGGAUGGAUUCUAGCAACUUCGCUGGAAACAAUGGCUUGUCUGGAUUAGGUUCUACGCGGCGCUGGCCAUAUUCAACAAGCUGGUUAAAGGAGGGUUCUUCCAAAGAGAAACUAGUGAGCAUAAUCUCUGUGAUUGUGGGAUUGAUCUCUUUGGUUUUGACAGUAUGUGUUUGUUGGAUUAUAAGAGGCAGGCAGCCUGCUUCUGCUGCACUUGAAAAUCAAGCGAAACCCAAUGUGUUAGAGAAUUAUUACUUCCCAAAGGAAGGUUUCACAUAUCAGGGCCUCGUGGAAGCUACCGGGAAUUUCUCAGAAAGUGCGGUUGUAGGCAGGGGAGCCUGCGGUACAGUCUACAAGGCUGUCAUGGGUAGCGGCGAGGUGAUUGCUGUUAAGAAGUUGAAAUCUCGCGGAGAAGGAGCUAGUGUUGAUAGCAGCUUCCAAGCUGAGAUAUUGACCCUUGGAAAGAUUAGGCACCGCAACAUUGUCAAGCUCUAUGGCUUCUGCUAUCACCAAGACUCGAACGUUCUGUUGUACGAGUACAUGGCCAACGGCAGCCUAGGCGAGCAACUCCAUGGGAAUGGGAAAACCUGCUUAUUGGACUGGGAUGCCCGAUAUAGGAUUGCUCUUGGCGCAGCAGAAGGCCUGUGCUAUCUCCAUUGCGAUUGCAAGCCCCAGAUCAUUCACCGGGACAUCAAAUCAAACAACAUUUUGUUGGAUGAAAUGCUCGAGGCACACGUGGGGGAUUUUGGCUUGGCGAAAUUGAUCGACUUCCCCUACUCGAAAUCCAUGUCUGCUGUUGCCGGUUCAUAUGGCUACAUCGCACCUGAGUAUGCUUACACAAUGAAGGUUACAGAGAAGUGUGACAUCUAUAGUUUUGGAGUUGUUCUACUGGAACUGGUCACGGGGAGGUCUCCAGUUCAACCCCUCGACCAGGGAGGCGACCUAGCCAAUUGGGUGAGAAGAUCAAUCCAAUCGGGAACACCAAUGUGCGAUCUAUAUGACAAACGGCUGGACUUGAGCGCGACGAGGGCAACAAAGGAGAUGUCCCUGCUCCUGAAGAUCGCCUUGUUCUGCACUAGCACGUCCCCUUUUAACCGCCCAACAAUGAAAGAGGUCAUUGCAAUGCUGAUGGAUGCUAGAGAGGUUGUGAGCAAUUCGCCAUCAUCUCCAACAUCAGAAACUCCUCUGGAUCCGGAUGAAGAUGGCUCAUGAAGAGGUCACAAACUGAUCCUACUCCAACUCCCACUGCCGCUUACGCUUCAACUCUCUUCUCUUCCUUCUUUCUGAGGACUAACAACUUGCAGAUUUAAUGGAGAUCAAGGGAUGCUCUCACUCCGUGAUGAUCUGAACAGAGGAGAGGUUGGCUAUAUACAGAUAUCAAGGCAAGAGAAUCACAUUUGGACAACAACCCCAACCCCAUGCAAUAAAGAUGGAUUAUAAUCUGUUAAAAAGAAAAUAAAAUGAUUAUUCAUUCGAUCCUUCUCUAAGCAUUUCCUAUUUAAUAGAGAUCUGAUUUAUUCAUGUCGCUUUUUAGAAUUUUGGUAUCUCAGAUCAUUUAUUUCUUAUUGAAAACUCUUUUUCUUUUCGACUUUUCAUGUCA
Diospyros lotus (date-plum) is the source of this 6132-nucleotide messenger RNA. Its product is annotated as leucine-rich repeat receptor-like serine/threonine-protein kinase At1g17230. Bases 2445 to 5744 code for a protein of 1099 amino acids. The transcript has 2 exons. Gene Ontology annotation, biological process: hormone-mediated signaling pathway; protein phosphorylation. The record is from RefSeq and is a predicted model, not a curated record. Gene Ontology annotation, cellular component: plasma membrane. NCBI's taxonomy places the organism in Eukaryota, Viridiplantae, Streptophyta, Magnoliopsida, Ericales, Ebenaceae. Gene Ontology annotation, molecular function: ATP binding; protein kinase activity; protein binding.